Salvia splendens (bonfire salvia) is the source of this 1779-nucleotide messenger RNA. RefSeq lists its product as uncharacterized. NCBI's taxonomy places the organism in Eukaryota, Viridiplantae, Streptophyta, Magnoliopsida, Lamiales, Lamiaceae. The record is from RefSeq and is a predicted model, not a curated record. The transcript is spliced from 7 exons. Gene Ontology annotation, molecular function: zinc ion binding; ubiquitin-protein transferase activity. Gene Ontology annotation, cellular component: membrane. The coding region runs from base 477 to 1391 and encodes 304 amino acids. Gene Ontology annotation, biological process: protein ubiquitination.
CAUUCCUAGUCGUUGUUUGAAUUGUUUCCCCCAAUUCAUUUUUUGUGCUGUUGAUUAGAUAUUGACCUUUUGUUUUGGCGCCCUAAGCUAGAAAAUUCGCUGAUCCCGCUGCAUUUGCCAGCGUGAUCAAUGAAUUUCUGACGCCUUUUGAUCCUCAAUUUUUUUUCUUUUGUUAGGGAUUAGGGUUUUUACGUCUUCGUUGAGAUGAGUUUCUUUUGUUUUGGUUUCAAUUUCUUUUCUUUGGGUGGUUUGAGUCAAUGUACAGGUCAAAAGAUCAGACCUUUCUCGUUAAAUUGAAAAGGGCAUUUGUCUUAUUGUAAUCCCGAGGCCGAAAGAUUUUAUCUUUUCUGUGAAUAUAUUGGAAAAUUGCAGUAUUUGGAUUCUGAUUUUGAAGGGUUUCUGUUGACUUGCUCAACCCAGGAUUUUUUGUGCUUGUUCUUGUUGCUUGAGGCGGUGGUGGUGUAGACAAGGUUAAAAUGGCUGAACCUUUGGUGGGGAAUGUGAACCAGCUACUGAAGACUGAGGCGGGUGGCCCGAGCCAGCCGCUUCCUGAGGCUGUGGGGCUAAAUGGAAAGAAGCCUGAAGUGGUGGGUUCCUCAUCAUCAGUGGCUGAAGAUAACCAAGUGGUAGUGACAGUUGACAAUGAGGAGGAAGACGAGAAUGCACCACUGAUAGGGAUGGGGGAAUGCCGGAUUUGUCAAGAAGAGGAUUCUGUAAAUAAUUUGGAGAGUCCCUGUGCUUGCAGUGGGAGUCUUAAGUAUGCUCAUAGGAAAUGUGUUCAACACUGGUGCAAUGAGAAGGGAGAUAUUACUUGUGAGAUUUGUCACAAGCAAUAUCAGCCUGGUUAUACUGCUAUACCACGUCCUCAACCUGAUGAAACUACCAUUGAUAUAGGUGGAGUGUGGCAAAUAUCUGGCACACCACUAGACAUGCAUGAUCCACGUCUUCUGGCAAUUACUGAGGCUGAGCGUCAGUUGUUUGAUGCUGACUAUGAUGAUUAUAACAACGCUAACAGCAGUGGUGCUGCCUUCUGCCGUUCAGCUGCUCUGAUUUUAAUGGCUCUUUUGCUACUGAGACAUGCACUGUCCAUCACUGAUGAUGGGGAUGCAGACGGAGAGGACGACGCAUCAACUUUCUUAUCUCUUUUCUUGCUUCGAGCUGUUGGAUUUCUUAUGCCUUGCUACAUCAUGAUCUGGGCCAUAAGCAUCUUGCAACGUAGGAGACAAAGACAGGAGGCUGCAACACUAGCGGCUGCACAGUUUGCAAUCAUGGUUCAAUCAGCCCAAAGCAGAGGCCUCAUCGUCACCUCAGCCGCACCAGCAGUCACUCCGUUGGCCACUCCACAUGCUGCUGGCCCUUCACAGGCCGCGCCUCAGCAUGAGCACGUCUGAUCCAACAAUAGUUUCAUUAUCUCCCUCUGCCCAUUCAAGGCAUGCGGUAGUUGUGCUCCAGUCUCAGCGUUUGCAGUCGACUCUUUUGCGGUUACUUUCAUGUUAAAUUUUCAAUGUGAGACUUGGCUCUGUUACAUGUGUAUAUGAUUUAUGAAUUUCUGACCGUGAGACGAGCUGAUCAACGGCGUUUUCGACUAACGUAGACGUUCGCCUACUCAGGACAGAACUCCCACCUGGAAAGAAAAACCCAAAAAAGUACUGAUGAGAAGUGUACGUAUUUGAUGUACCUUGCUAGUGUAAUAAUAUGUAUUUUGGCAAUUUAUUCUUUGUUUCGCCAUUUUGUUCUUUCGAACGUUGUUGGUGGGAAUGUAUAUAUGUCUUUAAACUA